Messenger RNA from Callithrix jacchus (white-tufted-ear marmoset), 5656 nucleotides. RefSeq names its product GIT ArfGAP 2 (gene GIT2). Gene Ontology annotation, molecular function: small GTPase binding; GTPase activator activity. Gene Ontology annotation, cellular component: synapse. NCBI's taxonomy places the organism in Eukaryota, Metazoa, Chordata, Mammalia, Primates, Cebidae. The record is from RefSeq and is a predicted model, not a curated record. Gene Ontology annotation, biological process: brain development; regulation of ARF protein signal transduction; synaptic vesicle recycling.
ACCUCCCCGCGCGUGCGUGCUGUGCCAAGGCUUCAAGGCGCUGAGGGGAGAGGCGCCCCCGCCAGCUGCGCCGCCGCCUCCGCCGCCGGGACCCGUUAGAGCGGAAGCGCCGUAGCCGCCGCCGCCUUUGCUGUCCCGGGGCCUCUACUUCCCGGCAGGUGGGAAGCGCGAGCCAUGUCGAAACGGCUCCGGAGCAGCGAGGUGUGCGCUGACUGCAGCGGGCCGGAUCCUUCCUGGGCAUCAGUAAAUAGGGGAACAUUUAUAUGUGACGAGUGCUGCAGUGUCCAUCGGAGUCUAGGGCGCCAUAUCUCCCAAGUGAGACAUCUGAAACACACACCAUGGCCUCCAACACUGCUUCAGAUGGUUGAGACCUUGUAUAAUAAUGGUGCUAACUCUAUAUGGGAGCAUUCUUUGCUGGACCCUGCAUCUAUUAUGAGUGGAAGACGUAAAGCUAAUCCACAGGAUAAAGUACAUCCCAAUAAAGCAGAAUUCAUCAGAGCCAAGUAUCAGAUGUUAGCGUUUGUCCAUCGCUUGCCCUGCCGGGAUGACGAUAGUGUAACUGCCAAAGAUCUUAGCAAGCAACUCCAUUCAAGCGUGAGAACAGGGAAUCUUGAAACCUGUUUGAGACUGUUAUCUUUAGGAGCACAAGCCAACUUCUUUCAUCCUGAAAAAGGAAAUACCCCACUUCAUGUUGCCUCCAAAGCAGGGCAGAUUUUACAGGCUGAAUUAUUGGCAGUAUAUGGAGCAGACCCAGGCACACAGGAUUCUAGUGGGAAAACUCCUGUUGAUUAUGCAAGGCAAGGAGGGCACCAUGAGCUGGCAGAGCGCCUUGUGGAAAUACAGUAUGAGCUGACGGACAGACUAGCCUUCUAUCUCUGUGGCAGGAAACCAGAUCACAAAAAUGGACAGCACUUUAUAAUACCUCAAAUGGCAGACAGCAGCCUGGAUUUGUCUGAAUUGGCAAAAGCUGCUAAGAAGAAACUUCAGUCUCUAAGUAAUCAUUUGUUUGAAGAACUUGCCAUGGAUGUGUACGAUGAAGUUGACAGGCGAGAGACGGAUGCAGUCUGGCUUGCCACACAAAACCACAGCGCCCUGGUAACUGAGACAACGGUCGUCCCCUUUCUUCCGGUCAAUCCUGAGUACUCAUCAACACGAAACCAGGGCAGACAGAAGUUAGCUCGGUUCAACGCCCAUGAGUUCGCCACACUGGUCAUUGACAUUCUCAGUGACGCCAAGAGGAGACAGCAGGGCAGUUCUCUCUCGGGUUCAAAAGAAAAUGUGGAGCUCAUACUGAAAACAAUCAGUAACCAGCACAGCAUUGAGAGUCAAGACAACGACCAGCCCGACUAUGACAGUGUGGCGUCAGACGAAGACACAGACUUGGAAACCACUGCAAGCAAAGCAAACCGGCAGAAGAGCCUAGAUUCAGAUUUAUCAGAUGGACCAGUCACUGUACAGGAAUUUAUGGAGGUCAAAAACGCUCUAGUGGCUUCUGAGGCCAAGAUACAGCAGCUAAUGAAGGUGAAUAACAACUUGAGUGACGAGCUGAGAAUUAUGCAGAAAAAGCUUCAAACACUCCAGAGUGAAAAUUCGAACCUCAGGAAACAGGCCACAACCAAUAUAUAUCAGGUGCAAACUGGUUCUGAGUACACAGACACUUCCAACCACUCUUCCUUAAAGAGACGUCCAUCUGCCCGGGGCAGUAGGCCCAUGUCCAUGUACGAGACCGGAUCAGGUCAGAAACCAUAUCUCCCAAUGGGAGAAGCGAGCCGCCCCGAAGAGAGCAGGACAAGACUCCAGCCCUUCCCCACGCACAUCGGGAGGAGUGCGCUUGUGACCUCCUCUUCAUCUCUGCCUUCCUUCCCCUCCACACUUUCCUGGUCGAGGGAUGAAAGCGCCCGAAGGGCAUCCAGGCUGGAGAAGCAGAACAGCACACCUGAGAGUGACUAUGACAACACUCCCAACGACAUGGAACCAGAUGGCAUGGGGUCAAGCCGAAAGGGACGGCAAAGAAGUAUGGUAUGGCCAGGCGAUGGCUUGGUACCAGACGCAGCAGAACCCCACGUUGCCCCAAGCCCCACUCUCCCUAGCACUGAAGAUGUCAUCAGGAAGACUGAACAGAUCACCAAAAACAUACAGGAGCUCUUAAGAGCAGCCCAAGAAAAUAAACAUGACAGUUAUAUUCCCUGCUCAGAGAGGAUACACGUAGCUGUUACAGAAAUGGCAGCAUUAUUCCCCAAAAAACCCAAGUCUGACAUGGUGAGGACUUCCCUUCGUUUACUGACAUCCAGUGCCUACCGACUGCAGUCAGAGUGCAAGAAGACCCUCCCGGGGGACCCAGGUUCACCCACAGACGUCCAGCUGGUCACGCAGCAGGUCAUCCAGUGUGCGUACGACAUCGCCAAGGCUGCCAAGCAGCUGGUCACCAUCACCACCAAAGAAAACAACAACUGACACAGGCAGGGCGCCGCCUCCUUGGUUUUCUAGGCUUUUUAAAGUCCAAUUUCAAAUUCAGAUACAGAACUCUUCAGAUUUCUACAAAAAGAAACAUUUAAUGACGGUUUAAAACUUUUUAAAAGAAAACUCAGUAUUAUUUUUGCAUGUUUUCUAACAAAUUUUCAACUAUUAAUUUAACCCACUUGCCUUAUUUUGUGCCUAUUUGCCAAUUUAGUUUCUGAUGUUUGGCUGUGUUGUCAACUGUUGAGUUGAUCACAUACAUCCAAAAGUAUAGUUUCAUUGUCUGAAAUUUGUGAAAACUUUUCCGUCCCUUAAAACUCCCUGCCUAUGCCUAAAACUAUAAAUGAGAUUUUUUGUAAAACAUUUUCUUGAGAGAGUUUGGCUAAAAAAAAAAAUCAUUUGUUUCCUACCAAGCAUCAUGUAAUAAGUGAAUUUCCCAGCCUACUUCAGAAUAGUUAAGUUUGGGGUAUCUCCAAGCAUGUCUGUAGAGAAAGGACUUUGCCAUUUUUUAAAACUAGUGUCACAGUCUCUCUUGGGAGGAAACAAUGAAUUGAUCCUGUAGGAUCAAUUACAGAAACAAUGAAUUUCUUCUGUUUUACCCUGUUACAUGUUCUAUCAUUUAAUUUUGUUAUCUCAAGCUCCUAUCUCGACAUUUUAUUGUCAUCUUGAAGGCUCCAUGGAAUGAGAUAAAGCAUUCACCUGCUACAGCACGUCUCAUGAAGCCAUGAUCAGGGUAGGAGCUCCACCCACACCACCACCCAUUGUCAGGUGCUCUCCCUCACCCCUAUAAGCCAAACAGUUUGUUCAAAACCUGCAGCAAAGAGAAGUGUUAGUCUAACAAGCCAGAACUAAUUUUGUGCCACCCAUUCAGGAAUCACUGCCAUGAAAUGUAGUAAGAAAAAAUCAUCUACUCCCUGACGUUGUAUUGUACCUUUCAUCCAGUUAGCUUGCGUCUCUAACCACUUACAGCUUGCUCACAUGAGUUGCUUCGCAUUCUUCAUCAUCUUUAAGGACUUCUUGUAAGGAAAGAUGUAUUGUAUGCAAUCAUCUGACUUAGUGUCUCCUCCAUCACCUCACGAGUACUUAAAAAUUAGACAUCAACUUUCUAUAGUCCCCUAGAGAGUAUGCUCCAGCUGGCUGCCUGCUGCCCCAAAGCUCUGAAAGAGUAAGGUGUAAGUGCUGGAACAUGCUCAGAUUGUUUUUUAGUUACUAAAAAGCCCCUUUUUCUUCUGAAUGUUAAAGCAUCUUCCUGUUCCUGCUUACUGCAGCUGUUCUGUGUGUGUGGUUCAAACCCUGAUCUAGGGCUGGUGCUGUGGACGAGUGAAGGGAACCAGGUACACGGCAGUGGGACAGAUGGGACUAAGGGGAGCCCAUGGCCUACCCAGUAGGGGCAGUAGCCACCAGCUCCACUCCUGUUGCCAUGUGGAAAAGUGGGCCUAGGGCGGCCACAGCUUUGGUUUUUCAAGAGACAAGAAACCUAGAUUUUUUUUUUUUUUUUUUGGUGCCAUCUCUCCAUUUAUAAAUGUUGGCAACCAUUUUGAACAUUUUCAGAGACCAUGUGCAGGUGAGCUGUAGCCUCCAGGCUGCCAGCUCAUAGCCCCAGGGCCCUGUAAGCUGUGCAGUGUGAGGGCCUGGCUUCCCCGGACACGCCUGGAGCAGGCUCUGAGCCUUACCCAUAAGGGAGCCGGCCUACUCUGUGCGUUACGUUGCUGUCACUCCUGUUUUUACCCGUAUGUUCUGUCCCAUAGUGGUCCUUCAUUCACAUGAAGAAGACACAAGAAAGUACAAGUUGCCUCAAUACAGCCUAAUAACUAAGCCUCUAUUUUCACAGGACUGAUUCACGCACACCUUUAUAGCUUGACCGUAUGCUGUCAUGAAAGUAGCACCCCAGCGGUGCUUGCUUUACCAAGUCACCGUGUGUGGGUGCUUUUGUCGCAUUUUGCUACACUGUGAGUAGCAUGGGAAAAGGGUCCACAGCUCCAAAAGACUCUUCCACUUGUUUGUCGCACAGCCCUAAGUGCCACAUUGCUGUUGGAUGCUCUGGGGAUGCCUUCUAGAAGGGCACAUGCUACCUUAAGUUCAGGCACCAUCUGAUAGCCUUUUCUGCAGAUUUCGUGUACUUAGCUGACCCUCCUUUUUCUUGCCAACCCCUGCCCCUGCUGUCCCAGGGAGGACAGGCUUCUGUAGAGGCCUCUGGAAGAUGAGCUGUCUGCAGGAGGUGAAGCAGUGUUUUCCUUGGAAUGUUUGAGGACCUGCAAUAGAGGAUGUUGUCUUUAUGGCCCUAGAGAAAGUCAAGGAACAUGGGGACCAACAAAGCAUUUCCAGUUGUAAGAAUAUCUCAGAAGAGUGCUCAGCUAGCCUCCGGUGCCAAAACUCUGAACAGAAGUCCUUCCGCCGGCCCACCACAGCUGGUGGAGUCACGCAGCCAGUGGAGGGCUGCAAUUGUCCUCUCCGUACGUGCCCCGCACAUUUCCUUAGCCUCAUCUGAGAUCUGGUGUCAGAAUUCUCUGCUCCUGUUGGCAAAUCGCACCUUGUCUGAACAUUUGUUCCAGCCACCUUUUGCACAUGGAUUCCAUACCUUGCACUAGCAAUGUCUGAGUUCGGUAACGUCAUUUUUUUACCCUGUAUUCUCAGUGAUCCCUUCCUCCCCGUAUGCCACCCUUCCCCCGAAGCCAAUAGGGCAGAGGUGCACUUUAUGAAACUGGCACUUGGCUGAACAGAAGGAAAAAGCUCUACCCCAAGCUCCUUUCACAGAAAUCGUCAUCUGCCUUGGAAUGCAAAUAGUUCUUAUUUGCCAAAGAACAUUGAAUUGGGCCCAAAGAUCAAACACAGCAUUUCAUGUAAUCGGAACUCUAAACGCACAACUCAGGAGCUGUGCAGGGCUCCUCCAGCGAUUCAGUUGCGGAACUGAGAGCAAAACUCGCCUGUUUUUGUCCUCAGUGGCACCCAUGAGCUUUCUAAUAGUAUAAUUUUCUUUCUUUCCUUCUCCUGGUUGAAGGUAACAUGUGUUCUUAGAAAAGAAAAUGCUGCAUAGAAAAACUGAGAUGCCUUUUAUUCCAACAUGUUUGAUCCUUGUCACUCAUUAUUCUGUACUUUUUAUUGUACAUUGUAUUCCUGUAAUUAUUGUACCCUUUAAGUGUUGUAAAAUCGUUUUGGAAUUUGUGCCUGCUAGUUAUGCAAUAAACAGGCUCUACACGUG